Gymnodraco acuticeps is the source of this 1452-nucleotide messenger RNA. RefSeq names its product alkylglycerol monooxygenase-like. NCBI's taxonomy places the organism in Eukaryota, Metazoa, Chordata, Actinopteri, Perciformes, Bathydraconidae. The transcript is spliced from 12 exons. The record is from RefSeq and is a predicted model, not a curated record. Gene Ontology annotation, molecular function: iron ion binding; oxidoreductase activity. Gene Ontology annotation, biological process: lipid biosynthetic process. Bases 59 to 1351 code for a protein of 430 amino acids. Gene Ontology annotation, cellular component: endoplasmic reticulum.
ACCUGCGCAGGUAACAGAGAGUGACACGGAUUAGCGGUGAGCACGGUGCGGUCUGCCAAUGGCUGGAGCUGUGAACCCCGACUCGGUGUCCACGGGGGCCCGGGCAAUGUUUUUCAUGAUCACACCGAAUGAAUCAUCUUUCCAGAAAGUGGAGGAUGUGCCUCAAUAUGUACAACAGGCUACUCCUUUCUUUGUAGGGCUGAUGGUGCUGGAGCUGGUGGUGGGUUUUCUGAAGACAGGAGCCCCAGUGGUCACCCUCAGUGAUGGACUCACCUCUGUAUCUGCUGGAAUGAUCUCCAGAAUCCCACUGUUGUUCAUGAGAGGCUGUGAGCUGACUGCUUACAUGUUCGUGUGGGACCGGUACCGCCUGUUGGAGCUGCCCUGGGACUCGGCCUGGACCUGGUGGAUCGCCUUUCUUGGCGUGGACUUCUGCUACUACUGGGUGCACCGCCUCGCUCACGAGGUGUCCUUCAUUUGGGCUGCUCACCAGGUUCACCACAGUUCAGAGUACUACAACCUAACCACCGCCCUCAGACAGUCCCUCACCCAGCAGUUCACGUCAUGGAUUUUCUACCUGCCCAUGGCUCUGUUUGCACCCCCCACGGUCUUCGCCGUCCACAUACAGUUAAACCUUCUCUACCAGUUCUGGAUCCACACUGAGUUGAUCAAAAACCUUGGACCUCUAGAGUGGGUUUUCAACACACCAACACAUCAUAAAGUUCAUCAUGGGAGGAACAGCUACUGCAUUGACAAGAAUUACGGAGGAAUUCUCAUCAUAUGGGACCGAUUAUUUGGUACCUUUGCUGCAGAGAAAGACAAAGUGGUGUUUGGCCUGGUGUCCCCUAUCAACACCUUUGAGAUCCUCUAUGUUCAGUUACACUACUAUUUGUAUUUGGGGAGAAGAUCUACCACUUUCAAGACUAUCAGCGACAAAUGUUUGACAUUCAUCAACGGCCCGAGUUGGAAACCUGGUAAACCUCGGCUUGGUGACCAUCUCGACAAUCCCAAGUUGACCGGACAGGAAGUGCCUCAUGAUCCCAGCUGGUCGCUGCCUUUACAAAUGUAUGUGAUCAUACAUUUCCUGCUGGCACUGGGGACCUACCAAGAUGUGUUUGACAACAAGAUGACGCUGUCACAGUUUAACAUGCUGGGGAUGACCGGCUACGUUCUGCUCACCCUCACUUCCAUGGGCUUCCUUAUCGAUCAGAGGCCAAGAGCGGCUGUCCUGGAGAUGCUACGCUGCGUCCUCAUGGUGACAAUGCAGAGGUACGGCUAUAUGAAGCCCCUGCUGCCUACACUGGCUGUGACCACACAGGUAAGACCACGUGUAGUGUGUUAUAAUUCAUUUUAAAGUAGCAGUGUUAUAAGGCUGUAUACUUCCUCCACUGACAAAUAUACCAAAUAGCUUGCAUUUAGAAGACUUUUGUGUUAUACUUAGCAUAGUGGACACAA